Molecule: messenger RNA, 777 nt
Organism: Lactuca sativa (garden lettuce)
Lineage: Eukaryota; Viridiplantae; Streptophyta; Magnoliopsida; Asterales; Asteraceae
Source: RefSeq, a predicted model, not a curated record
AUGGCUGUUCUUUCUAAAUUUAGUGAAGGAUCAUCUUCUUUUACUAAUGAUUAUAAAUAUGAUGUAUUUUUAAGUUUUCGGGGUGUUGAUACUCGAUAUGGUUUCACUGAUCAUCUCCAUAAGGCCCUCCUUGGUGCCAAUAUCUCUACCUUUUUGGAUGCUGAGGAGAUUGAAACCGGACAAGAUCUGAAACCGGAAAUGGAGAGUGCGAUUAAAGAAUCCAGGGCUUCUAUUAUAGUGUUGUCAAAGAAUUAUGCUAAUUCAUCAUGGUGCCUUAAUGAAUUAGUACUGAUCCUUGAACAACGUAUGGCAUGCAACCAUAUAGUCAUCCCCAUUUUUUAUGAUGUUGAGCCCACCCAUAUUAAGAAGCAAGAAAGUACCUUUGGAGUGCAAUGGCUGAGCACAAACGCAAGAUGGGGGCGGAGACAAAUGCAAAUAAAAAGAAUUCAAUGGGGUCAAAAGAUUGAUGGAUGGAUUCAAGCGCUUGCUGAAGUUGCUGAUAUAAAAGGGGAGAAUGCAAAAGGCAGUUGUAUUGAAGAUAUUAGUAAGAGAUGUGCAAACAAGUUCAAUGGGUUGCUUGAUUUGCAAGAACAACUUUUCACUGACAUUUCAAAAAGGGCUUCAGUGCAAGUUCAUGAUAUUUUUGCAUAUACGUCAAAGAUAGAAAAUGCAAUAGCCCGUAAAAGAAUGUUUUUAGUUCUUGAUGAUAUUGAUAGUCUUGACCAGUUGGAUGCAUUGCUUGGAAAAAAGGUUUUCAUCCAGGAUGCAAAGUCAUAA